GUGGAACGAAGUAAACACUCAACAUGGAUGGUUUCUUACUGCUUUCGUUCGAAUUUUAGCUUAAAAUUGUUUAAAAUGCUUUAGUAAUACACAAGAGGAUCUAAAAUAAAUUGUAAAAAUGUCAUCAGAAAGGGUUGAAUGGGUGGAGAUUAUAGAACCGAAGACAAAGGAGCAUAUGUAUGCUAACCUCACAACUGGCGAAUGUGUUUGGGAUCCCCCCGAGGGAGUAAAAGUAAAACGCACAGAUUCAUCACAAUGGUGGGAAUUGUUCGACAUCAAUACACAUAGGUUUUAUUACUAUAAUGCAUCUACACAGAGUACUGUGUGGCACAGACCUACAGAUUGUGAUAUUAUACCUCUAGCAAAGCUUCAAACUUUGAAACAAAAUACUGAUCCUCAGAAAAGACGUGAGACAUCAACUCAAACAAACCAAGCUGCACCACAGAUCCCCGCUACACUUGAUCCGAUUAGUAGCAAUGGAAACAAUACCGUGGCGAGCGUGAGCAAACUUUCUCCGUGCAAUACUAAAAAUGUGACAAUCACACAAACCAGUCCCGUGCGUACUAGGAGAACUCAUUAUCACCACAGAAACAGUGGGGAGAGCAGACGUGGACGGCUAAGUGAAGACGGUACCACGGCAGUAUGUCGUCACACGGACUCCGGUCGCUCCUCAGACAGCAGCAUCAGCAGCGCGCAGCAACGCCGCAAGCAGGAGCUGAGCAGCGCGUGCACGCCGCAGCUGCGCAAGCGCAGCAGCGCGCAGCCCGCGCCGCCCGCGCCGCCCGCGCCCGCGCACGCCGCGCCGCCGCUCGACGACAAGUGGUCGCCGCAUUCGGGUCUCAAUCGCAGCGGCAGCUUUGUAUCGCCUCGAAAGGAUGCCUCGGACGAUUCUAUGCACGAAAAGUAUUUUAAAUCCGUCGAAAGCACACCGUUAACGAGACGUAAGCUAAAACAACAAUCGGCCGGCGGCUCGUCUUGUGAUUCAGCGUCGCCGCAAAGUCCUAGUAGUCCGCUGCAGAAACCACAACCGACGCCAUUCUUGCAGGCGAGCGCGGCGCGGCCGUCGCUGGUGUCGUCCAUCUCGCUGGCGGAGGGCGCGCGCGCGCUGCACUCGCUGGAGCGCCCGCACCACCUGUCGCGGCACGCGCGCGAGCGCUUCUCCGACAGACACUUGGAUAAAGAACGUCUGGCUGAGCUCGAGCGUAUGGAGCGGUACCCCGAGAAGCAGGCGGUGUACAGCGUGGACAAACCCUUCCGACAGACCAGCCUCGACCUGCGACACAACGCCUCCAGCUGGCAUCCGCCGAGGGAGUUCACGAGGCGGCAGCAGGCGGAGCCGGAGCGCUACACGUCGAGCAAGGCGUCGGUGUCGUCGGGCGGAAGCGGCGCGCGCGCGCACGAGCACCUCGCGCUGGCGCGCGCCGCGCCCGCCGCGCCCGCCGCGCCCCUCGAGCCCGACGUCGCCGCGGUUAACUUUAAAUUGAAAUGCGUGAAUCUGGAGCCUGCCUUGACGGAGCCCAAUGUACAGAAACACAAUCAACGCCUAGAAAGAACUUCCACGCCACGAGACCGUACGAAAUCCCGUCGGCAUAAGAGGCCGGUAGAAGAUGAUCCUCAAAUCGAUGGCGAGGAAGAAGACGAAGAAGGAGGCGGGUCACCUCUUUACUGCAAUUGGGAUUUACGCGGCAUGCAGCACCUAUUGCCUCUGCAAGACUAUAUCAUCCAACAAGCUAAACUCUCCAGUCGCGGUCGCUACGCCGGGUCAGACUCGGACGGAGAGUCCUGCACGUCGCGCUCCCGGUCCGGCUCCGAGUCGCGUUCGCUGUCCGGACACGAGCCGGACAACGAGUCAUCGGACGGCGGGGCGCGCACUCCCGACGACGACGACGGCUCGGGCGUGUACCUCCCGCACACGUACGCGCACCGCCCGUCCGAUGUGGAGUACAUGAACCACGGCGUUUCCUACUACAACACGUUCGUGGGCUUCGAGCGGGACCGACAGCCGUCGCCCGGCAUACAUCGGACGUCGUCGCUUGGCGGAGGGGGCGCGGGCGGCGCGGGCGGCGCGGGCGAGGCGGGCGCGCGCGCGGACGGCGCGCUGUACAGCCCCGUGCGCGCGCACGCGCACCCGCACGCGCACGCGCACGCCGGCCCGCCGCCCGAGCAGGACAUCGAGAUAUUCGCCAAAGACAACCUCAACUUCAACAAGGGAAUAUUCAGAAGAAAGGCCUCGGUCCGCGACAUGCUGUCGUGGACGUCGUCCUCCAUCAGCGCCCCGAUGGUGGGCGCGGAGUGGGACAAGGCGCACAAGAAGGCGGCCAUCGAUCUGUUCCGCCUCGUGCAGAUCUACAUGGGCGACCGCAAAGCCCGGCCCGGCAUGACGCUAAACUCGGUGGCGCAAGACAUACUGCACGCCACCUUCAGCAACGAGAAACUUCGAGACGAGCUCUACGUUCAGCUGUGCAGGCAGACGACUGAAAAUCCUCUAAGAGACUCCUUACUGCGCGGCUGGGAGUUACUGGCCGUGUGUCUCGCAUUCGUGCCGCCGUCUCCUGCCUUCCAGCCCGCUCUCACUAAUUAUGUUAAUAGACACAGGGAUCCCGCUUUUGCUGACUGUUUCCCAGAGGUCGGCAAGUGGCCGAUCCACGUUCAAGUAUCACAUUAUGCGAGCGUAGCGUGCAAGAGACUCGAAAGGAUUGGCUUCGGAGGCAAGAGGCCGCCUCGGAAACCUAGCACUGAAGAUAUCGAUCAAGCGAGAAUCCAGAUCUUCCGGCAGUCGAUGUUCGGCAACACGCUGGCGGAGGUGAUGGCGCUGCAGCGCGAGCGCUUCCCGCAGCGCGCGCUGCCGUGGGUGCAGACGGCGCUGUCGCAGCAGGUGCUGGCGCUGCACGGCCGCGACACCGAGGGCAUCUUCCGCGUGCCCGCCGACGUGGACGAGGUGGGCGCGCUCAAGGCCAAGAUCGACAACUGGGAGCUGCCCGACGCCACCAUGCUCACGGACGCGCACGCGCCGGCCAGCCUGCUGAAGCUGUGGUACCGCGAGCUGUACGAGCCGCUGAUCCCCGACGCGCUGUACGGCGCCUGCGUGUCGGCGGGCGCGGACUUCGGCGCCUGCACGCGCGCGCUGCAGCGCCUGCCGCCGCUCAACCGCCUCGUACUUACGUAUCUGAUAAGCUUCCUUCAACAAUUCGCCGCGCCCGAGGUGGUGAGUCAGACCAAAAUGGACUCGUCCAAUCUGGCGAUGGUGUUCGCGCCGAACUGUCUCCGCUGCACCUCGCAGGACCCCCGAGUCAUACUCGAGAACGCGCAUAAGGAGAUGACCUUCCUCAAAACUCUCAUCACUAACCUCGACACCUCCCACGUGCAGGAUCUGCUGUGACCGACGAAUCUCAAUUAUUGUAACAACAAUGUCGCCAGACAAACUUUCUAGCGACGGUUGAUUGUAGCCCCUAAAUUAAUUCUAAUGAGCUAGUGUUGUAGGCUCGCUGUCCUCGGGGAAGUACCGCGUGCGAGCAGGGUGCCGCUCUCGCGGGUCUUAUGGAGCGCCAUGACGCUGUAUGUAUCACGCGAAAGAAAACGAUACGACAUUUAAAAAAAUCAGUAGGCACAAUGAUGACAUAAUUUAAAUUAAAAUUAAGUCGGUCAAGACGACAUAAAAUAAAAGUAUAUCUUAUAUUAUAAGCAUGUUGCUAAAAUAAUUAUUAAAAAGUACCUUAACGUUACCACGUGAUAGCGACUGCCUUUCCCGCGGACAGCGAGGCGGCGAUACUGCUGUAGUAGCGAAUCUGAUGCCUUUAGUGCAAGUAGUGGGAGGAGUUGACCAUUUCCUAUCAAUUAACGUAUGUAUACCAUAUUUCAGCAGGUUCGAUUACGCCUAGGAAGUACACGCGAACUUGAUAAUUCCCUUACUUGAAUUAUAAUUGACAUUCUUGUAUAUUUUUUGUAUUUUUGUACGCUGUGUAAUACUUUUAUUUGGUCGUAUCCAAAGAUAUUUAAUGAGAUGUGAUUUAAAAAUAUAUUUAGACUUGAGCUUUACAAAAGUGUAUGUGCAAUGUUCCGAGCUGAGUUGUUGUUGGAACGGUUGCGUGUUUGUUAUUAGUUAGUAUAGUUUUGCGUGGAGAAUGUGCGGACUUAUUAAUUUAAGUUUUAUUUUUAUCUUCUAAGUACACAAUUUAGUGCGUGAGUGCACAAAUUCGAAGCCCGUAACGAAUUAAUAUAUACGAUGAUAAGAGCUUUAUGAACGAACACAUCACAAUUAUCAUAGACCUAGGUCGCAUGCGUAAUGAACACGUUUAUGCUUUGAACGCUGAUAUUAGGGUUCCGUAAUAUAAUUCCAGUAUGAUUUUAUAAUAAAUUAAAGUUGUUGUUUAAUAAGAUAUUUUGGGGAAAUGUUUCUAAGACACUAUUGUAAAAAUGAAAAAAAUAGCAAAUUAUAAAAAUUGAAUUCUUAAUAGAUCUCUCGAGGAAAGCUUACGCUGUUUUAAAUUAUAAAAUUGCUAAUUAAAUCGUUUACCGAUUACAGCAUUCAAACGCACAAACAUCUACGGUCUCGCUUAUAAACGUUGUUUAGCGGGUGUUUAGUUACACGCUGAUUCGUCUCUUUCUGUCGACAUUGAUUUGACAUUUGAAAGAAGAAGACAGCAUUGUUUAACUAAUUACUACUUAAUAAACUAUAAUUACAGUUGAAGCCGUUAUUGCUACAAAACUUGACGUAAAUUUUAUAUGAGGAAAUAAAUAAAACAUAAUAUUAAUCAACAUACGAACCAUAUCGUAAUAAUAUUGAACCGUUAUAAGUAAAAAUGCUUUUAAAUUAGGCAAAAACAUAAACUUCCAACAUUAGCUUUAUAAACGUAAACAUUACACAAUUUCAUAAACUGCCAUUAUCAUUAUUUCAUCACUAAAUUGCUAUCGUCGAACAUUAUAUAACAUUAAAACUAAGGUCACAAUAAUGCAUUUAUUAAAAUGAUCGAUAAUUAUUAUACAUACAUAAUAUGUUACGAUUAAAUAACGAAUGUGCUCUUUGAGAUUAAAUUUGAAAGGCCACAAAUCAUUUAUCCUUUAAAAAUAGUUUUAAUUACUUUAUGUAUGUAUUCAUUAAACUACACGCGUAAUUGUUAUACGUAUAUAACCAUCCAGGUGCCUCGAAGUUGUUUAUGAAUGUAUGAAAUUUUUAUUCAGAUCAUUAGCUACGUACUUUAUAACAUCGUCAUUGUUAUUUAUCGUUACAGAAGAGUUAUAUUUAAUCGAAAUCAUAAAUUACAAUAGAUAUAUAAAAUCCUUUAAAAUGAAAGUAGCAACCAUAAUAACUAUAAAUCAGUAUGCUUCAUGAUUGUAUUCCUUGUCCAUUUAAGGAUAUGUGUAGCGACCCAUCUAGAUUUACAUAUUACACAUAAAUUGUGUAUGCUAUUCCAAUCGAAGAAGUAGUGAUAAACUUAUUCCAUGCUAUUUGCUUAUAGCUCUGAUAUAUUCAUGAUUAAUAUAUCUUUAUUUAAAAUUAAUUUAAAAAUAUUAUAAAAUCUUUUCCAAAUGUACAAGUUGAGAUAAUAACAUUGCCAACAUUCAAAACGCAAUUUUUUCGCGAAUCUAUAAUAACGAAUACCACAGAUUAAACAUCUCGACCAAUGACUUUACGUCAAUUUAAUGUCAAAGUUGAUCAUUUUAAUACUCCUCUUGUGAUUGGAAUAUGCUAUGUACAAUAAUAUUAUACUUUAGUGGAAUAGUAAACAAAAUAUAUAAUCUAUUUCAUUAAGAAAGUCUCUCAGAACAACUAUUAUUCUUUUACUAA
Messenger RNA from Vanessa atalanta (red admiral), 5785 nucleotides. RefSeq names its product rho GTPase-activating protein 39 (gene RhoGAP93B). Gene Ontology annotation, molecular function: protein binding; GTPase activator activity. Bases 119 to 3379 code for a protein of 1086 amino acids. Gene Ontology annotation, biological process: signal transduction. NCBI's taxonomy places the organism in Eukaryota, Metazoa, Arthropoda, Insecta, Lepidoptera, Nymphalidae. The transcript has 22 exons. The record is from RefSeq and is a predicted model, not a curated record. Gene Ontology annotation, cellular component: cytoskeleton; cytoplasm.